Phragmites australis (common reed) is the source of this 1705-nucleotide messenger RNA. RefSeq lists its product as uncharacterized. Lineage: Eukaryota; Viridiplantae; Streptophyta; Magnoliopsida; Poales; Poaceae. The transcript has a single exon. The coding region runs from base 458 to 1504 and encodes 348 amino acids. The record is from RefSeq and is a predicted model, not a curated record.
CAUCCAUGGGUCCCCCUUCCAUCCUUAUAAGUCAAUCCAUAUCUUAAUAGUAGUUGCCACAUCCACGUCAGCUGAAAGGCUGUAAUUUUUUUUUUGGCAGAGCUGAAAGGUUGAACUGGUUUGGUUGGUGAGUUUUGUCCAAACACCUAACCUACCUCCUAUUGACCAAGAACAGGGUUACAAGGUUAAGUAAAGCAAGCUAUGUGCAAAGAAUAGUAUAUAUGCCAAUCCUCUUGCUUCACUCCUCUCCUUGCUCCCCCUUUGAAUAAUCCAUCUUCCCUACUCCUUCAAGAAACCAAGCUACCAUUUGCAAACAUUCAAAUGUGCUAUUGCCCUUGAAUUGCACACACAAACAAUUGCACAUAAACAAGUGUACAUGGAUAUAUAGAUAGAUAUCUUUGGGUGGAUUAACCUUGCAACCACUUGGUUAGUUGCAUUGUUUGGAUUCUUCCGAUCCAUGCAUGGCCAACUGAAAAUGAAGAUGAGGUGUCUCACGCCUAGCGGUCGCCGGCGGUGCCCCCUCCGGCUCGGCGGUGACACGGCUGCCUUCUGCGCCUCGCUCGUCGAGGGGCUCGCGCACCUCGAGAACACGCUGGACGUUGAUGGCGGCGGUGGCGGGUCGGGGUCGGUGUCCAUGAGGUGGUGCGCCGACGCCAUGCAGCUGGUGAAGCGGAUGCAGCGCGAGAUGCUUGCCAUCUUCAGGAAGGCUGACGUGCCGGUGGCCGUCGUUUCGUCUUGCGGCGCCGGGGAGUGGUUCGACCACUACAUGCAGGAGACCGCGGCGCUGCUGGACUUUUGCAACGCGUUCAAGGCCGCCGUGUCGCGGCUGCACCGCUACUGCAUGGUCGUCGACAUCGCCGCGCAGGUGGGCCGCGCCGCCGUCUCGAGUUUGCUCGUCUCGGGGAUUGCCGCCCCUUGCGCCGGGUGGGCGUCGGAGCCGGUCCAGGAGGCGCCGGCCGCCGUCCGCGACAAGAUGAAGAGCGUGAAGGUGGCGGUGACCGAGGCGGAGCGACUGGGAAUGAAGAUCAUGUCCGGCGCCGGCGGGGACGCGGGCGGCAUGGUCGUCGUCACGCUCGUCGCCAAGAUCACAACGUCCGUCCUGUCCAUGUUCGUGCUCCAGGCACUCGCCUCUCCUUCCCACCUCUACGCUGGCGGCGUCCGGCCCACCACUCUAUCCUCCGCCGUCGUCCCGGAGCUGGAGCCGUGGUGCGAGUCACUGUCACUGAUCCACGCCCGGUUCCCCUGCCGGGCGACCGUCGCGGAGCACGAGCAGGUUGCCACGGUGGUCCAGGACCUGAUCAAUGGCAGAACUGACGACGGUGGAGGCCAUGGAGGUCAGGAAGAAGAGCUGCUGAGGCGGCAUGUGGAGCUGCUGAGGGCAAGGUCAGGCGAGCUCAGGGAAGGGGUGGAGAUGUUCGACUGCGUCCUGGAUGAGGUGUUCGAUGAGGUGAUCAGGGGCAGGAAUGAGAUGCUGGGGAUCCUCAGAGACAAGGCUCUAACGUAACAAUGAAGUGAGCUUUUGAGAUAAGCCUCUGGAUCAAUUAUUUGAUUGACCUUGUGCAGCUUGGAGAUCUUCACAGUGUUGGGUGUAUGCCGAUUAUUGGUUGAUCAGUUGAAUUUGUUUUGCAGAAAGUUGUAGAAAUGUAAAGAGUGUUGAGUAUUGACAUGUGUAUGUAGAUGUGCAGGUGAUUCUAUUUUCGUUUCC